Molecule: messenger RNA, 399 nt
Organism: Miscanthus lutarioriparius
Lineage: Eukaryota; Viridiplantae; Streptophyta; Magnoliopsida; Poales; Poaceae
Source: the annotation of a GenBank genome assembly
AUGAAGGAGGGCACCGCGACCUGCGUGUGGAUCCUGGACAUGAAGCCGAUGGUCUUUAAGGCGCUGCUUCACUUCGUCUACAACGACGUGCUGCCGGAGAUAGACGAGGGCGAGACGAUGGUGAUGGCACAGCACCUGCUCGUCGCGGCGGAUAGGUAUUGCCUGGAGAGGAUGAAGUUGAUCUGUGAAGAGAAGCUCUGCAGUUACAUUGACACGAGCAGUGUUCGGACAAUGUUGGCGUUUGCUGACCAGCAUGGCUGUCAUGGGCUUCAGAAGGCGUGCCUGAAUUUUCUCAUGUCCGGUGGCAACCUGAUGGCAGCUAUAGUGACUGGUGGCUUGGAGAACGUGAUGAACAGCUGCCCCUCCGUCAAGGAGUUGGCCGUGAAAAGUUGCUCCUAA